Molecule: messenger RNA, 2968 nt
Organism: Cynoglossus semilaevis (tongue sole)
Lineage: Eukaryota; Metazoa; Chordata; Actinopteri; Pleuronectiformes; Cynoglossidae
Gene: wnt11
Product: wingless-type MMTV integration site family, member 11
Exons: 6
Coding region: 1061-2134 (357 amino acids)
Biological process (GO): canonical Wnt signaling pathway; cell fate commitment; multicellular organism development
Cellular component (GO): extracellular region
Molecular function (GO): cytokine activity; frizzled binding
Source: RefSeq, a predicted model, not a curated record
UUAAAUAUUUAUUUCCCACUUUACUUGAUUUUUAAAAUAUAUAUAAAAAAGCUUAAAAUUCCGCACGUGCUAAACAAGUGUAGAAAUACAAAAAGCCUUGUUGUCUUUGUGGACCAUAGUGGUAAAAAAUAACCAUUUCAUAUCAGUAACAUACUGAUAUGAAAUGUGUUUUCUCUUUCACAUAUAAAGAGACGAUAUUAUCACAUCGAUAAACACAACUUUAAGACGGUUGUCAGCUCUGAACUGCUGCAGUGACGUUCACCAGACGGACCAUUAUAGACCCGUAGGAUUUUAAUCUGAGGUCGAUCGCGUCUGUGUCGGUGAUAGGGCAUAAUUAGGGAAGACUGAUGUCAAAGAGCCAUGUGGGAUCUGCAGGAAUCUUAGGAGGAAUUCAAUGGAAGUGUAUUAAUGAUGGCUGGGAUGUCGGAGUGCACUGUUCAUCAUCAGAGCCUCGGUACUUCACUGCAGCUCCCUGUGGGGAUAUUACUGUACUUCUCCAGAGCACCUUCAGUGAGACAUCAAUCCAGCAACACAGCCUUAUGUUAUUAUGGGCUGUUUCCGAGUGGCCGAGCUGUGGAGCCGGUGCUGCGCGCUUUCUUAUGUUAAUGCAGGUCUGACAUCAGCAGUGAGAUCAAAGCAGGGCAGGGUACUUAGAGACGAGACUGCCCCGACUCACUCACACACACUCUCUCACUCACUCACUGUGAGCUCACACACUCGUACAAGCACUUUCCCUCUGACACACACUCACACACACCAUGCGUACCUGUGCGGAGCUACUCUACGACCCUGAGCUGGAUUUUACUUUCCAAACAGACUAGAAGAGGCUUUACACAGAACCCCCAUCCACCCAGCCUGGAGAGGAUACUUGACUACUUUUUCUUCACCUGCUUUACCUCCUGUUUUUUUUUUUAAUUCUACUAUUUGAAGUGUUCGGCGCAGCUGUAAAGGCUUUAGAAGAAGAGGCCGUGCCAUGAGCGCUGAGUUCUGAGUCUGAAGCGAGACGCCCAACGCUGCUUUGUCCUUUUCGUCUUGUGUAAUCUGGAGCUACAGUCCAACCAUGAGGAGUAGCUCUCAUGUCCUGCCUCUCUGUGUGCUCACGGCUCUGCUGCUGUCUCAGGUCUGCUCUGGCAUCAAAUGGCUAGCACUGUCACAUGUUCCUGCAUCUUUACACGUCAACCAGACUAAUCACUGUAAGCUGCUGCCUGGUCUGGUGUCCUCCCAGGCUCAGCUGUGCCGCAGCAACCUGGAGCUCAUGCAAACCAUCGUUCAAGCUGCCCGCGAGGUCAAGAAAACGUGUCAGAAAACCUUCGCCGAUAUGCGCUGGAACUGUUCUUCCAUUGAGAUCUCCUCUGAUGCGGCAAAAUAUCGUCCAGACCUUGACAGAGGAACGAGGGAAGCUGCCUUCGUCUAUGCCCUGUCUGCUGCAACCAUCAGCCACACUAUAGCCAGAGCAUGCACCUCUGGAGACCUGCGUCUGUGCUCCUGUGGUCCAAUCCCAUCGGAGAUCCCAGAACCCGGCUAUCGCUGGGGUGGCUGUGCUGAUAACCUACACUUCGGUUUAUUGAUGGGCUCAAAGUUCUCUGAUGCCCCCAUGAAAAUGAAACGCUCAGGCUCGCACGCUAACAAACUCAUGCAUCUGCACAACAGUGAAGUGGGCAGACAGGCACUCAGAGAGGCGUUGGUUAUGAAAUGUAAAUGCCACGGUGUCUCCGGCUCCUGCUCCAUAAGAACCUGCUGGAGAGGACUGCAAGACUUGAGGGAAAUCGCCAUGGACCUGAAGACCAAGUACCUGUCGGCCACCAAGGUGGUUCACAGGCCCAUGGGGACACGCAAGCAGCUGGUGCCAAAGGACAUCGACAUCAGACCAGUGAGGGAGAAUGAGCUAGUCUACCUGCAGAGCUCCCCAGACUUCUGUACCAAGAAUGAGAAGCAGGGCUCCGUUGGCACACAGGACAGGCAGUGCAACAAAACAUCCCUGGGCAGCGACAGCUGUGACCUGAUGUGCUGUGGACGGGGGUACAACCCGUACUCAGAGAAGCUGGUGGAGCGCUGCCACUGCAAGUACCACUGGUGCUGCUACGUCACCUGCAAGAAAUGUGAGCGGAUCGUAGAGCGAUACGUCUGCAAAUGAGUCCUCGCCUGCUAACAGCCACACCAGGUCCUCCACAUGUACUCAGCCACACCAGGCUCCAGAUUAACCAAAGCACUACAAAUACAAAGGAGGCUUAAUCCCGCCGAAGCUUUAGCAUGUGUAUCGCUACAAGGAACGUUUUUUUUUUCUUGCAUCAGUAUCAUUUUUGUAUCAGAUCUACCAGCUGCCAAUCAGGCUUCUUCUUCUUCUGGAUGGCAAACCUGGAUGUGGAGAGCGUGGUGUGUCAGUCGAAUCAAGUGAAGACGCCGUCCUCAUAUUUUUUUUUUGUUUUGUCAUGUAAAUGAAAAUACAUUUCCCUCACCAGGGAUAUUGAAAGUUUAUUUUAUUAUGUCUAUUAAAAGAAAUUAUAUUGAAUUUUAUGAUGGAGGAGAGGAUUUUCUUUUUUCCUCACUAGAGACUUUUUUUUAUUCCAUGGAGUUGGAAGUUUCUGGUGGAACUAUGUGGUACUUUUUUUAAAAGGUACUAUUAGAACUUUUUCCUCAGCAGGAGAAUGGACAAUAGAGGAAAAUGGAACACAAAGGGAACUUUAAGUACUUUUAAGUCAUGGAACAUUUUUGUGGUUGACUCCCACCAUGGAUCCAGUGUGGAUCAUGACGUGCCUGCAUCCCUGUGGAAUGAGAGCGGACAAUAACGAGCUUGGAGAAGUGAUGCAUUAUCUCUUUUAUGUCUGACUGACGUGCAGGCAGCUCCAAUAUAUAUUCUAUUUUUUAGAGCAUAUGAGCUGAACUCAUGGAAUUUGUAAACCACUUCUCUGUGGAUGUACAUACUGUUAUUUUGUAUACUGAAAUAAAGAAAGAAAUAUUUAUAAAAUAA